GCAGCUCUGAAAACACAAAAUGUUGAACCUUGAAGCAGACAGGUUAGGGCAGCGGAAGACCACAGCAAGUGCCACUCCUGUCAGCCUUUUUGCUUUCUACUCUUUUGUAAAGUGUCCUUGGGUAUCUUGAAAAUGCUAUACACAUCAAAGUUCUUCUUAUUAUUAUUAUUAGCCAAGGAGAGGUAACUGAGGCUAGUAUUCACACAAACUCACUAAAAUCGGAUAUUAGCAGAUUGAAAUAAUUCUGUCUCGUAUUAAUGGUUCAUGCCGGUGUAUGUGCAAUGAUGUGGGUGAUAUUUUCUUGGAACACUUACUGUUGCUAACUACAUCCAUCCCUUUAUGACCACAGUGUAUUGAGUUUCUGAUGGCUACUUGCUGCAGGAUAGCACGCCAUGUGAAAUAAUCUCAAACUGGUUUCUCGAACAUGGCAGUGAGUUCACUGUACUCAAGUGCCCUCCACAUUCAUCAGAUCUCAGUCCAAUAGAACGCCUUUUGGAUGUUAGAGUGGAACAGUAGAUUCUCAUCAGGAAUGUCCUACUAACAAAUCUGCAGCAGCUGCAUCUCCGAGAAGUGUUUCCAGGACCUUACUGAAAGAUGGAAGGAAAGCAAGGAAUAAGUCAGUUCUGAGGGCAAAAGCGCAGCUCUGAGGGCUCCUAGUGUCCCUCUCUAGAGAGAGCCGUGGAGACGUUGGACAUUCCUUUGCACAUCGAUGUCUCUAACUCCGAGUCGAAAGCCCUCCUCAGGUCAGCGCAGGCGCUCGGUGGGAACUAGUGGCGGCAGCGGGCGAUAUUCCCACAGCGACACAUCAAGUACUCACACCUACCCUGGUCGAGUUAGGCCACCAGAGGGCAGUCCUACAGCCCGGACUUAUCCCAGUACCCCCAGACGUCAGGUGAAGCACACAGCUUGCAGCGACAACCAUGGGAUCAGGCCCCCGACCCCAGAGCAGUACCUUACACCCCUUCAACAGAAGGAGGUGUGUAUACGACACCUGCGAGCCAGACUGAGGGAAAAUGUGGAAAGGCUACAGCACAGGGACUGUGAAAUAGAUGAGUUAAGGGCACAGCUGUACAGGAUGCAGGAAGACUGGAUAGAAGAGGAAUGCCACCGUGUCGAGGCCCAGUUAGCCCUAAAAGAGGCCCGCAAGGAGAUCCAGCAUCUCCAGGAGGUGGUUGAGUCGGUAAGGUCCAACCUGGGUGUACGGCAACAAGACUCCCAUGACCACAAGCCAUUCUCAGGGUUGCAGGGAGGUCGGCCAGGUGGGAAGUCUCGCUCCUGUGGAUGUUCCCCAGCCAGCACUUUAACCCGCAGCGCCGCCCACUCCAGACUGAGCAGCGAGGCUCUGCAGCUGGAGCGCGGCUCAAGUGCUCCCGAGCCAAGCGGAGCAUCGCAAACAGCAGGACAAACUCACCUGCUCCUGGAGGCGGCCCUGCUGUCAGAGCAGCUGCCGGCACAGAGCCACAUCCGAGGCCCCCCAGCUGUGCCACGCUCUUCCACCUAUGAAAGGUUGUGCAGCGGUGGGGCUGUGUUGCCAAUCUCACACUCCUGCCACACUCUCAGUAGCAGCUGCAGGUGCAGUGGACACACCUACCUCCCCCACCAUCACUUGUUUCUGCACUUACCUCAGGAGGAGGCCCCAGUUACAGCUGCUGCAGUCCCGGUUACAGCUGCUGCAGUCCCGGUUACGGCUGCUGCAGUCCCGGUUACGGCUGCUGCAGUCCCGGUUACAGCUGCUGCAGUCUCUGCUACUGAGUCUAACCCCAUUCCUGUUCCUGCAGCAGAGAAGAAACCAGAGGUCCGCUCCCAGGCCUGCAGCCCCACCAUGACCUGGCUUUGUGAAGAAAGCAGUGCAGAAGGCCCAAGUGUAAUUUCUUUAGUCUCAGCAGACAUAACCCCAUCAGAACAACAACGAUUUCCAUCAUCUUUACCUCCUCUAUCCCUUCCUCAGUAUAUUUACAAUGCAGAGCCAUCAGAACCGGACAAACCAGCGGGACCUCAGACCUGCCAGCCCCACCCUAUAGCUCCACUACCAGUUAAGCAGGAAGCUACAGUAGUGGAGAUAGAAGAAGAUAAUAAGGAUGAAAAUGGAGGAGCUGGUGAAGAAGGUCAUUCCGCUCAGCGGUGCCACUGGAGCCGCUACUUCCUAGUAGAUCUCUUGGCUUUGGCAGUGCCGGUGGUUCCAACCAUGGCAUGGCUGUGCCGAGGAGCACCACAGGAGGUCAUGCCGGUGUACCACAUCGGGUCCUUGCUGAGAGGUUGCUGUGCUGUGGCUCUCCAUUCACUUCGACGUCAGGGUGCAGGCAGGGGCCGCAGACCCGCCAGCAUGAACGGAACAACAUCAAUCUGAAACUUUCAGCCACGUUUGGCAUUAAGAAAAGACUCCAAACCUCUCCAGGCACAACACUGACUUUACUUUAAAACAUUUCAGUCUCAACCUCGCAUUGGAUAUCAAAACUUAUAAGAUUUUUAGAGUCUGUGUCAUGCUUUGCCUUAGAGAACAAAAGAUUAGUUGUACAUCAAAUACUUUCCUUACUGAUAUAGUCUGUAUUUACUGCUACUGCCUGCACUUUAAGUGGUUUUCUCUUUAUUGCGGUUUGCAUGUAACCCACAGUUUGUUUGGACUCUUGCUUGCAUUAAAAAGCCCCUUCAGUAUGCGAUGCCGUCAGAGCAACAAUGUACACAUUAUGAAAAUAAGAGAAAUAGUGUGUGACUGAAUGCUUCUCUAAUUUCAUCAUCACAUUUUCUAAAUUGUUCACAGAGAAUGUGAGAGUCACAGUCAUGAAAUUCCUUUGGCAUCACUGAUGCCUCUCCAAAGCAGAAAAGUACGUUAGAGUCAGCUCUUUUGUGACGUGUUCAGAAGCAGUUAAUAAACAGCACACAGGGUGUGGGUGCAAAAGAGAGGAAAAGCAUUCGUUUUUGUAUCACAAACAAGGAAAAAAGGUUCUGGACUUUCUGAGAAGCAAAGAUGUGAACUGACUCUAGUGAGAGUGAAACAGACAGAUGGAUGAUUUUUUAAAAAUUCCUACAACAUAAGGAAAACUGUAUAGACUCCAUUUCAAUCCUGCUGGGACACAUGAAUAAGGAAGAGCAUCCGUGACCAAGGAUAGAGAAGCAGAAAUCUGCAGCUUAAUACAAGGUUAUUUUACAUAAUGGAGAUAAUGUAAAGGUCUAAAUUGUGAAAAAUACUUUUAUAAGGACAACAUUUAUUACAUUUUGGAUCUUAAAGCUAACUAGCGUAGUGUGUGUGCGUGUGUGUGUGUGAAAGAGAGAGAGUCUGAUUUGCUCCAUCCUUUAACGCACACUCAGAUCAUUUAUCUACAUUGUAUCUUAAGGAGAUAAAGAGGGAAAGUUGGAGAUUUAGUCACCGGUGAUCCACACAGAUGAAUGGCGUGAGUCGCGAGAGCACUUUAGUGAAUUUGUAAAGAGAUAACAGUUUGAUACAGGUAUAUAUUUUCUGAUUUUACAUGAAGAAAAAAAAAAAAGAAAAGAUGUCUGCACAGCUGCUAGAAAGAAUUAACAUAAUUAUUUUUGGCAUCAACUGUGGCUUCUUUCACUGUACUGCAGUCAAGCCUAAUGCAGUGUAUCAGUGUUUGAGCAUUAAUAUUAUAAUGUAUCUAUUUCAAGUGGCCCUUUGAUGUGACUCAAUUGUAAUCACAAACUAUGACGUGCUGUAAAUGUAGUUACCGAUUUCAGCCUUAUUAUGCAAAAAGAACAAAGGUUUGGCUUUCAGGGAUCCUUCCAGUGAGGUUUUUGAGAAGUUUAAUCAGAGGUUCAGCGUGAGGAAGAAGCAGACGAUUUUACUGUAUAAUAAAGUCUGUUGGAGCAGCGCACAAUGUUGUCUUCAAAUUUCACGCUAUUCGUUUUUGUUUGACUUUUGUUCCGAAGCAACAGUAUUUCCUUUAUGUAUUUGUAUUUGCUCAGUGUCACUUCAGUCAUUAGAAACAGCCAAAUAUUGCAAAAAAUACUGUGUUUCCUUUGUUCUUGGAAAUAAA
Pundamilia nyererei is the source of this 3992-nucleotide messenger RNA. It is a transcript of the gene snpha, whose product is annotated as syntaphilin a. The coding region runs from base 710 to 2347 and encodes 545 amino acids. Gene Ontology annotation, biological process: neuron differentiation. Lineage: Eukaryota; Metazoa; Chordata; Actinopteri; Cichliformes; Cichlidae. The transcript is spliced from 5 exons. The record is from RefSeq and is a predicted model, not a curated record. Gene Ontology annotation, cellular component: cytoplasmic microtubule; mitochondrion.